This is a messenger RNA of Paramormyrops kingsleyae, 6414 nucleotides long. RefSeq names its product transcriptional activator protein Pur-alpha-like. The record is from RefSeq and is a predicted model, not a curated record. NCBI's taxonomy places the organism in Eukaryota, Metazoa, Chordata, Actinopteri, Osteoglossiformes, Mormyridae. Gene Ontology annotation, molecular function: DNA-binding transcription factor activity, RNA polymerase II-specific; purine-rich negative regulatory element binding; RNA polymerase II transcription regulatory region sequence-specific DNA binding. Gene Ontology annotation, cellular component: nucleus. Gene Ontology annotation, biological process: regulation of transcription by RNA polymerase II.
CUUGUAUAGCAACUGAUGCUAGGAGUUUAGUAGCGUCAGUAAUAGAUGGCUGCCCAGUUAACAGUACUGUCCUCCUCUUGUCAGCAGUGGUAACUGCCGGCGACGGGUUGUCCAGAGGCUCUGAGCGCUCAGCCUGUAGAGAUACUGAGAUCUCGCGAGAACAGCGGCGACGCAGCUGACUGGCAGUUGGGCCGCAACAGGCAGGGCUGUGUGAGCAGCGGGCACGGAGGUAGCAUCAUGGCGGAUAGAGACAGUGCGUUGGAGCAGUCAGCAGCAGCGGCGGCGGCGGCGACAGCUGCGGGCCCCCUGCACCCAUCUCUAGGAGGGGCGGGUUCGUCUCCUGGGCUGCAGCAUGAAACGCAAGAGCUCGCCUCUAAACGAGUCGACAUCCAAAACAAACGCUUCUACUUGGACGUAAAGCAGAACGCAAAGGGUCGCUUCCUAAAGAUAGCGGAGGUUGGGGCCGCAGGAAACAAGAGCCGCCUCACUCUCUCUAUGUCGGUUGCUGUGGAGUUUCGGGACUACCUGGGGGACUUCAUCGAGCACUAUGCUCAGUUAGGGCCCAGCAAUCCGGACAAAGUGCAGGACGAACCGCGUAGGGCACUGAAGAGUGAAUUUCUCGUCCGGGAGAAUAGGAAAUAUUACAUGGACCUUAAAGAGAACCAGCGGGGCAGGUUCCUGCGGAUCCGGCAGACCGUCAACCGGGGGCCCGGUCUGGGAUUCGCUCAAGGCCAGACGAUCGCUCUUCCCGCCCAGGGACUCAUCGAGUUCCGCGAUGCUCUGGCCAAGCUGAUCGACGACUACGGGGUGGAAGACGAGCCGGUUGAGCUGCCGGAGGGCACCUCGCUGACGGUCGACAACAAGCGCUUCUUCUUCGACGUGGGCUCCAACAAGUACGGCGUCUUCAUGAGAGUCAGCGAAGUGAAGCCCACGUACCGCAACUCCAUCACCGUGCCCCACAAGGUGUGGUCCAAGUUCGGCCAAACGUUUUGUAAAUACGCCGAGGAGAUGAGGCACAUCCAGGAGCGCGAGAGGCGCGCGUGCGAGCAGCAUCCAGAGGAGCCGCGCGCCGACGACGACGACGGCGACGAUGAUUGAUAAUCUAAAUAAAUUAAUGACAGAACUAUAGGAGGAGAAUCUAUUAAAAAAAAAUAAGACAAACUUAUAUUAAGCGGUCAUCGUUUAACCAACAAGAAACCUUCACAGACUGACAGUUACGGCUUUUCUCCCAUCGCUGGAUGUUACCCACUUAUCCAUCAUUAAAACAGUAAGCGGCUGCUACAGUAACGGCAUAUAUGAACUGUGUUUCGUACUUGAUAAAAAAGCCUAGUGUUUAUUUCCCUACUUAACGAACAUUUUUACACGUGUAAGCUAUUAAAGAAAUUUCAGUGGUCAGACAUUGUGGUGUUGAGAUGACAUGGAAAAGUAGGGCUUUUCGUGUAUUACGUUUGACUUUAGCACAAAGCAAAUAUUUUAGAAACUUUUUUUUUUUUUACCAAAACAAGUCUUUUUAAAUAACUUAUAUUAAUAUAUUUACAACCAUAUUUACGUAUGAGUAUAUACAUUUAUAAAGAGAACUGAAAUUAAACUGCAGUGGACAGUUAUGACCCGAAAAAAAGAUAAAAAUGUAUUGUGCACAAAAUAACGCCACUAGGAAAGGGCUUUAAAGCGUCCUGUGACGGUAUUUUUAAUUUUUUGUGUUCUUGUACCAAGAGUCUACCAUAUGUGAUUGAAAGCUAGGCAUGUCGGUGGUCUGUUGUAGCAUUAUGCAGAAAUCUCUAUAGAGUUCAAGGUACCUAGAAACUCCGUGUGUUACAAUAUGCAUCUCUGCCUCAGCUCUGGACUCAUUCAGCUGGUUUAUGUCUUUUCUGUCAACGGGAACACUUUUUAAAUGGCACUUGCAGGUUUAUUGCUUUUUCUGAAUUGUCCACCUGGUUUUCAAGGAACAUGUGGUCCUGCGGAAGGAGUUUGUCCACCCUGCUAUAGGCAUACCUGAUUUAGAGGUGCAGAGGAUUGCAGAGAGUCUUGGGGCUGGAGGACUGUCAUAUACGCAUUGCUGUUCUGAUUACUAAAGUCACUGUUGUUCUUAUCAGAUUGUCAACCCUAUAGAAAUGUCGGGCAAAUGGUUUGAAGUGUCAACUUAAAAAAAAAUAUAUAUAUAUAAAAACUAUGAUUUUGUGAAUCAGAUAUAUUUCAGUCCUUAAGAAACACCCACGUUUUCUGUGGGUAAUGAUGAAACAAUAAUUUAAAGGAUAUUCAGCAUUGAAAAAGGAGACGAGAAGGUCCAGUUAUCAAUGCUCAGGUAGACGGGAAACUGCUACCGGUGCAUGUUGAGGCUCAUAGAGCAUAGGUCUACGUUUAAACAAUCUGGUGCCUUAAACAGUGCUCAUGUUUACAUACUGAUUUGGUGUCCUGGAGGGCUGUUUUAUUUUUGUUUGCGCGUGAUUGCAUUUACCAGACCUUCAAAAGAAAAAAAAAAACCCAAAGAUGGUUUGUUUUGUUUCAUUUGUUUUUCAUGAUAAAAAUGUUAUAUUCCCUUAAUUUAUUAAUUUGCUUUCCAAGAAGGCCGCACGUCAUAAUGGGAGCUAUCGUGUUAGGUGUAUUCGCCUGUGUUUCCUUUUCUCUCCCAUGCGCAGUGUGCAAAGAGCACAGGAAGUGAGCGUGCAGUGGUCUGGAGACCGCAGCUCACACGCACCUUCUGUGUUCUGUGCGUGAAUCAUUAUGACAGUGUGUGCUGUAUUAUGUGAUUAAAAAUCUCCAGUAGGGGAUCUAUUUGAUUUUUGUUUUUUCCCCGUAAAAGAAAUUACUGUGUUAUUUUUCAUUUUGAAUGUUUUGGUUUAUUUUUCCCCACAAAAAUUUCAGUGCUAGAUUUUGUUACUCUGUGCAAUAUUGUAUGUGCCAAUGUUGGCAAUUAAUGUAUAUUAAAUAUUUGAAAGCCUGAAGCUGAUUUUUCUUCUUAUUCUUUGAGGGGAAAAACAUCAGCAGUAUUUAGGGUUACUUCAUCAGUAUCAGUAACUCACUUAUCAGUAUCUGACAGACGGCAAAUCCCCUGUACAGCUGGAGUGCGGCUUGUGCUGCUUGGAGGGUUUGUCUCGCUCUCUGUCCCUCAAGCUAGGCAGGCAUCCCUUGUGUGAGAAUAUGUAGCAUAUCGUGUCUUAAAGAAUAAAAAUGAAUGGCACAUACAGUUGAGACAUGCUGCUGUGUUACCUGGUAUGCAUCAAGUAAAAAAAAAAAGUUUACAGAAAUAUGUAUGACUGAUCCUUCCAUUAUGGAGGUUUUGUUAUGUUUUUAUUUCUGCAUUAUAUGCUUCCUGUUUUAUUUUAUUGAUAUUAAUGUUUAUAACACAGUUAUACCAAUACAGAAAUACAUUUCAUUUAUUCAAAACUAACAUAUAUAUAUAUGGGGAAAUCUUGGUACAUAUAAUUUUAAGUUUCCUUCAAAUGAAAUUGACUAACUUGUAUUUUGACAAAUACAGGUUUAUGAAGGUUUGCUAAAUAUGACAUAAUUAGCCUUUAUUUGAAAGCGUUUUUUAAGUAUGUUUGCAUGUGUCUUCAGUUUUAAUGGGGACUGGUCUGUAAAUGUUGCAUAAACAGGGUUCAAUCAGUGUGGACCUUUAGAAAUUCUAUAUUAAAAUUCUCUAUAUAAAUGCCACAAUUCUUGGGUGAAUACUGGAUCGACUGCAACUGUCAUCACUAACAAAGGUCCUGGUAUUUUCUAUGUGAAUCUUGCUUUCUGUUAUGUCUGUUUUAUGUUCAAAUAUAUGUACUGCUUCUAUAGCAUUACUUUAUUUAAAUGUUUUGACUGAAGUCAGCUUUCUGCUGCAGCUGGAUGCAAGCUUGUUUUUUUGUUUGCUGCUAUUUAUUAUUGUUAUUUUAUUAUUAUUAUUAUUAUUAUUAUUGUUGGCAUAGUGGGUAAAGAAAAGGGAUUGUAUUUGAUGGUCAGUAUUUUGGGGGGGGAAAACUACCAGUGAGUAAGAAAUAACUAUUCCCAUGGGGUUCCAUAUGGUCAUCUUUUUUAAUACAAUAGUUCUGUUCUGGAGCUCUAAGCAAGGCUUGAAUUGAUUAGACAGACAGAUAGUCCUGGGGGGUCCAGGAAUCCAGCAGCCAAUCCAAGUGACCUACAGUAUGGGCCACUUACUGGUAUAGAGGUUACCCAGCACUCACCUUCCAGCAUGUAAUCACUAAAGCAGUACUGGUCUCGCAGGUCAAGUAGCAGAAUGCAGGAGGAACCCUUUACAGUUCACGUUAAAAGGAUGCAGCACAGUGUGUCUGAUCUCUGUCACAGGUGCUUUUUUUUUAAUUUUUUAUAAAUGUGUAACGUAGUUAUCUUACAACUCUCUAUGCUGUCAACUUUUUCAUUAUAUGUGGGUAAAAAUAUCACUGCUCUCAUUGCUACUCCAUGUUUGUGUUACAUCACGUCUUUUUUCUGUGUUUAAUUUGUACUUAUAUGGAAACCACUUGGAAACAAUGUCUUACUCUUAGUUGUUUUCUGACAUAAUCCUAUAAUGCCUCAAACUAAUAUCUGAAACAUAACAGCUUACCUGCUUGCCUUACUGUUGAAAACAGUGGUAAUUAUUGUGUAAUGACCUCACAGGAAUUACAUGCAGUGACUAUGAAUAUGUGGCAGAUGUUUCCAAUUGUUUCUGGAUGCUGAGGCUGAAACUGUUUAGAACCACUAGACUGUUUUGUGUGCCAUCUUUAGCAUUUAGCCACAGCAGACCCACCUGGAAUAUAUUUUAAAAAGGGAAUAUAUCCGGUUGUCUGUGGGCGAUUUCUUUUUUUAAGCUUUGUGUGGUCUCCAUCCUUGCUAACUUACAUAUAUUGCCUGUCUGAGAUGUGCUGUGAGCUCAUGCGGGAAAUUGCUUGUUGAAUUCUAAAUGCACACCCUGACCGGAGAAUGAAGGGUGUUCCACUUAAGUAGACAUCUUGUCACUUAUAAAGCACAUGCCCCCCCCACUUUUACUAUUGAUCUGAUGUACCAUGUGCUGCCUCUGUACUUCCUGCAGGUACAAAUCACACAGUAAAUAAAACCAUCAAAGUUGUGUACGCAUCCUAAAAUAAAACAUUUUGUGUCAGUACUAACACAUUUAGCUAAAAUGAAGAAGUAAAUUAGUCUUUUUUUUUAAUUUUCAUCAGCUUAGGUGCUACUAACUCUCUGGUGCUGUGUUGCAGCUGUUUUUCAAAAUGGCUGCUGUCAUUUAAUAUAGAGCAAUUUUCUAUUCUUCUCUUAGAUAUUCAGUGCCUUCAACAGGCUAUUGAAAGUUAAGUUCCAGGAGGUUUAAAGUCAGUAAUAUAGCAACAGACACCAUGUGCCAUGUAGUACAACAUAUGUAAUGCAUAUCAUGCAACGUUACCACUUUAACCUAUUAAUACCCACUGAAGCAGAUUUAUCGAAGUCUCUCUCCGCUGGAAUUUAUAACUCACAUGUGAAUACUUGUGCUUUCAUACAUCAGAUCUAAAUGUUACAUGAUUUGAGUAUCCAGAGAAGCCAGAUUUAUUAACAAAACACGACAGAAAACAAAGCACAACAAUGAUUAAGAUUCAAUGUUGAUGGUAACACUGAAAUGAGGAUCUCUGCCGUCACUAAUAAAGUGGGAUCAUCUAUUGGAUUGAUGUCUUGCUGCUUUAAUGAGAACGGCAAGGGCCUACAGAGCAAUUUCUGUGAUUUUCCCAUUUACCCAGUAUGCCUGAUCUAUAACGCCAAUCCCUUGUGAGUGACAAUGGGAGUUACUUACUUACAAAGGCUGAUUUCACUGUGUUGUUCUGUGACUGUGAGUGCAUACGCGUGUGUGUAAAGCAUCAGAGAAGUGUUUAAAUUUCCACACCGUAUUCACGGAUUCUCUUAGGCUGUUAUACUCCAAUUCCAAUUAUGCUCCCCCCCUGCCCCCAAGGAAAACAAAAAAUCUCUGUGUAAGAUGUGCAUACAUAUGGUUUGUUUAUUAUGUAUGAUGUCCCUCUAUGAGCAAAUAUAACUAAAAUAGUUUUAUCUGUAAUAUUUUAUACUCAAAGAACUUAACUAAUGGAUUAACAUUUGCACUUUAAAAUGUGAAAAUUCCAAAUAUUUUUGAUAGGUCCUACACAGCAUAGGAAAUACUUUCAAGGCUUUGUGUCUUUACUGUUGCAGAAAAAUAUGCCAACUUUCAGUAAUAUAUUUUGUCUUGUGCAGUUUUAUUAAAGUGUAUUGCAUGAUAAAAUACUCUGAUUAUUUUAAAUGGCUUUGUCCAAAUAAGCUAAAAGUCUUAACAAUGUCUUUCUGGAUACUUAUAUUUUAAAGAGUUUAUUAUUGAAUGGUUGCCUUUCCUGACCUGACUGUGGUACUUUUCUGGUUUAGAAUUUUUUUUUUGUUUUCAUGCCGCCUCUGCUUUUGUUGCUGCUCUAUGUACAUUCAUCUCAUUAAAUUUCCUUUGAAACUUCA